Messenger RNA from Diaporthe amygdali, 1839 nucleotides. RefSeq lists its product as uncharacterized. Bases 1 to 1839 code for a protein of 612 amino acids. Lineage: Eukaryota; Fungi; Ascomycota; Sordariomycetes; Diaporthales; Diaporthaceae. The record is from RefSeq and is a predicted model, not a curated record. The transcript has 3 exons.
AUGGGCGCGACUUGGGAAAUGGGGUUGGACCGACGAGAUGACUGCGCCUGCCCUUUCGAGGCUCCAGGAGAGGCUCCUCCCGUGUCGGAUCCUAAGAGCAUGUGUUUUGACGACUGCCUGCGUGCGUUCCUGAUGAGCCAGUAUGGACAGAGUGACAUCAACCGAGCCGUGUGCCAGAAUAUAUCAGACAGCGGAGGAGGAGGACCUGCGUUUUAUCCCCUAUACUAUAUGGACCAUAAAUGGUGUGGUCUGCAUUGGAAUGACCCGGCCGCUCUGUACCAAGACCCUGGUGUGGACAAAAUUAUCAAUUCUUGCAACAGCCAAGGCUUCCCACACUUUUCUGAUCCAGGGGUGCCUCCCGAAUCAUAUCAAUGCAACACGUGCUCCUCUUCUACUCCUAAGGAGGCGAACCCUUCUCAAGACCCUGGGCUCGGCGCACUCUCCGCAGGCUCGACGUCGACGGCCGUGGAUCCGACAACCACUGUAGACAGAUUGACUAGUUCGACGCCUUCCCUCUCAUCGAGCCCAACAAAAAUUGACACCACCGAAGCUCCCUCGACCCGUACAGCAACCCCUGACACGGACAGCUCACUGCCGACAUCCACAGCCACGACACUUGCCAUCACAUCCAGGCGCAACCUUCCUACUGAGGCCAUAGUUGCCAUCGUGGUGUGCACAACGCUGGCUCUUGUGAGCGCGGUGAUUCUGUUGAUUUGCGUCCUUCGCCGGAGGCAGAAACAGCUAGGAGACAAUGAUGGCGACAUGAGAAGCCGCAUCAGUAGGAUCGUGCAAGGCUUUGCUGCGCCAGCUGGCUCUCCACAGCGUCUGAUCUCGCCUUCGCAAUCAUAUUGCACCGACCGACCACCUCUGACUCCCCCUUUACCACUGCGCGACAGGAAGCUUCUCCCCUCGUUGCUGGGGCCAAGCUCGCGACCCGGUUCCAUCGUGUUUGGCACGCCAUUUGAGACACACCACAGUAAUAACAGUCAGAGCAGCUGCUACAGCAGUCACAAGCAGGAUGACAGAGGGUCUUUCCCUUCAUCUCCGAUCUGUAGUCCAACAUACAGCAGACUUGAACCACGACAGGAGAAGAUGCACCAGAAAGCGCCCUCUGUCGUCACCUCCGCAGCCUCGCCCCCGCCGGAGCCCUCUUCGCCCCCAUACACACGGCUCAAGUCACCUCCACCAGUGAGCUUCACAUUCCCUGCAUACAGCCUGGAGAACAACGCCCACCCAGUCUCUCCAUAUUCAAAAGGACGGACAUCUUCCCUCAGGAACGAGAUAAUGUCGACGAGAUCCACAACGAGCAGCGACUAUAACACGCACGAGAGGCACCCCAACAGCACCGGCACAGCAACCAUCUCUCUGUCAGAUGCCGCAGACAACCCCUCGACCGCGAUAUCCACCAACCCAUUUGCGCCCACCCCGCCGUCGUCGCCGAUCCGGCCGAGGCGGCCCCACGAGGGACCCCUAGAGAUCCCCGACCUCGUCAGCCCGGUCAGUAGCCCGAGGUCACCAUCGCCUGGCCCACCGCCUAGCAAGGCCUUGCCUCCUCCACCGCUGUCCCUCCGCUCGAGCCCCGUGAACGUGGGGAUCGGGAUCGCCACGACCACGGGUGGUAGAGCUGGAUGCGCUUCACCACAGGGCCGACCGGACCGUCAUCACCAGCGCCACCAACGCCACCAGCGCCACCAUCAGGGCUCUGCAGCUGCCGGGGGGAGCCGGGCGGGGAGCCGGGACAGCUGGGGGAGCUGGGAGGACGUCACUCCCACGUCUCUCAUCGGCAGGGCGAUAUCGCCGCCGGCGGGGCGGACCAUCUAUCCUUAUCCUGACAGUUGA